AUGGAAGGACCUGGGGGCCCUCGUGGGCACCGAGCUGUCCCUGACCAGCAGUGUGUCCUGGGGGCCAAGGAGGACACUGGUGUCCCAGGGGGCAUUUCCAGCAGCCCCGCCGCGCUCCGCUCGCUCCACCGCCUGCCGCCCGCCCCGCCGGGCCGCCCCGCGCUGCUCCGCCUGCCGCGCCCGGCCCUGCCGCUCUGCCGCGGCUUCUCCGAGCUACCGCCCCUGACCUUGGCCGACAUCAAGGACCGGGUGCUCUACGUGCUCAAACUCUACGAUAAGAUCGACCCCGCCAAGCUCACAGCCGAGUCCCACUUCAUGAAGGACCUGGGCCUGGACAGUCUGGACCAAGUGGAGAUCAUCAUGGCCAUGGAGGACGAGUUCGGAUUUGAAAUUCCUGACGGAGAUGCAGAGAAGCUGAUGUGCCCACAGGAGAUUGUAGAUUACAUUGCAGAUAAGAAGGAUGUUUAUGAGUGAAGCAGUUGCUCGGAGGAGUUGUCCCACACCAGGACUGGGCUGGUGCCGGCAGGGAUGGAUGGAUGGAUGGGAGCGCACACGCUGUCCCACUGCGGCCUUCCCUGGGAAAGCUGCAUGUGGAUGUUGUAUUUAAAGCUGUCUGAAUGUGUUGUCCUUUAAAAACAAGAAAAAAAAAACAGGAAUAAAGAGUUAAGACCA
This is a messenger RNA of Ficedula albicollis (Collared flycatcher), 672 nucleotides long. RefSeq names its product NADH:ubiquinone oxidoreductase subunit AB1 (gene NDUFAB1). Gene Ontology annotation, molecular function: acyl binding; acyl carrier activity. Lineage: Eukaryota; Metazoa; Chordata; Aves; Passeriformes; Muscicapidae. Gene Ontology annotation, biological process: fatty acid biosynthetic process. The transcript has 5 exons. Bases 1 to 474 code for a protein of 157 amino acids. Gene Ontology annotation, cellular component: mitochondrion. The record is from RefSeq and is a predicted model, not a curated record.